Molecule: messenger RNA, 5472 nt
Organism: Scleropages formosus (Asian bonytongue)
Lineage: Eukaryota; Metazoa; Chordata; Actinopteri; Osteoglossiformes; Osteoglossidae
Gene: kcnd2
Product: potassium voltage-gated channel, Shal-related subfamily, member 2
Exons: 7
Coding region: 1183-3072 (629 amino acids)
Biological process (GO): potassium ion transmembrane transport; action potential; protein homooligomerization
Cellular component (GO): dendritic spine; neuronal cell body; postsynaptic membrane
Molecular function (GO): protein binding; A-type (transient outward) potassium channel activity
Source: RefSeq, a predicted model, not a curated record
UUUUAUUACGCGUGUGCGCGCGAACAAUCAAUGCGCGUGAUCAAUAGACCGCGUGUGUGGGGGGAACUGAAUUGUGCCUGCGAGCUUUUAGGGUUCUUUCUUAUCCGCAAUAUUAUAUAUUAUUUUUGUUGCACCCUGGAGCGCUGUAAACCUAAGAGGGAUGCGCGUAUACGCGAAAUAAACUGCGCGGGUCUCCUUAAAACUCGUGUCUUGGGGAAUAUCUUAAUUAUAGGGAGUGCUUGAAGCCAGGUGCGUUCCAGUGCCACUGUCUGGAGAUCAUGAAGAUGCACUGUUUGUUGUGUGUCGAUGACAGUUGGCCGAUGGUGACCCAGCACGUGACAUGCUCUCUGUUGCUUCCAGGAGGGAGAUCAACCUGGACCGCAACACAGCUGCGGCUCUAGACCGGGGUGGCCGAGGGCAACAGAGAGCCUCUCAACUUCUCUCCAACUGCUCGGUGCUAUUUUUGCCAUGGACUUCGCCUCUUCAAUGGGUUGAUUAUACUUUUAUUAUUUCCAGGUAUCGGCACCGGUGACAUUUCCGUGGGAACAGGCGGUGCCCGGUAGCGAUAGGCUGCCGUGGUUUUUUUUUUUUCUUUUUUUUUCCUUUUCUUUUUUUUUUUUUUUUUUUUUUUUCCGCGCGCUUUAGCGCACAGCCCUGCGCGAGCGCGCUCCUCAUCAGGGGUGGUCUCAAGCUUCGUGACAGCAACUCAGAUGUGAUUUCUCUUUAGGAGUAAAAAAAAAAAAUAAAAAUAAAAAACAAAAAUCACGCAGGCAAAGAAGAGAAGCGUCUUUUGUUUCUAUGGAAGUGCGAGAAAAAUGAAGAGGAGCAGCCUCUGAUGUCCGCGCGCGCGGGAGGGUUCGUGCUCAAGUUAUCCGUGAUCACUGUCGCUUUUUGAACUUGUUGCUGUUGCUCCUCGAUUCCCACAUUCCUAGAGUAAUUUUUUUUUUUUUUUUGGUAGUAUUCUAAAGGAAGAAAAAAAAAAAAACAGCUUAAGAUCUAGAGGAGGGGAGCAAGGAAUUCUGCGGGAUUGCAAUACGGAAGGAAAAGGAACCUUAUGAGUCUCUAUUAAAUGUAGAGUUUCACGUGGAGAUGUCUUUCCAUGGUCACGCCGUAGCCCUGUAACCACGGACACGGGACUCCUGAUUGCCCCCAGCUGGACCUAGUUGCACACAGCCGGUGAUCAUGGCAGCAGGAGUGGCGGCAUGGCUUCCUUUUGCACGUGCUGCAGCCAUCGGGUGGAUGCCCGUGGCAAGCACACCCAUGCCAGCACCCCCCAGGGAGAAGAGGAGGACCCAAGAUGGUCUCAUCAUUCUCAAUGUGAGUGGGACCAAGUUCCAAACUUGGCGAAAUACUCUGGAACGCUAUCCAGACACACUUCUGGGGAGCACAGAGAGGGACUUCUUCUUCCAUGAAGAAACCAAUGAGUACUUUUUUGACCGAGACCCUGACAUCUUCAGGCACAUCCUGAACUUCUACCGCACUGGCAAGCUGCACUACCCACGCCACGAGUGCAUCUCAGCAUAUGAUGAGGAGCUUGCCUUUUUUGGAAUCAUACCAGAGAUCAUUGGAGACUGCUGCUAUGAAGAGUACAAAGACCGGAGGAGAGAAAAUGCAGAGCGGAUCCAGGAUGACGAAGACAACGAUAACAACAAUGACUUGGUGACUCCGGACAUGACAAUGCGGGAGUCUAUGUGGCGGGCUUUUGAGAACCCUCACACCAGCACCAUGGCGUUGGUGUUUUAUUACGUCACAGGAUUUUUCAUUGCCGUGUCUGUCAUGGCCAACGUAGUAGAGACAGUGCCCUGUGGGAGUUCUCUCAACAGGGCCAAGGACAUCUCCUGUGGUGAGCGUUAUGCCCUGGCCUUUUUCUGCCUGGAUACCGCCUGUGUCAUGAUCUUCACCAUUGAGUACCUGUUGCGCUUGAUUGCGGCGCCCAGCAGAUACAAGUUUGUCAAAAGCGUGAUGAGCAUCAUCGAUGUGGUCGCCAUUAUGCCCUACUACAUUGGGUUGGUCAUGACCGACAACGAGGACGUGAGCGGGGCCUUCGUCACCCUACGGGUGUUCCGCGUGUUUCGGAUUUUUAAAUUCUCCCGCCAUUCGGCCGGUCUCAGAAUCCUUGGCUACACGCUGAAGAGCUGCGCUUCCGAGUUGGGAUUCUUGCUCUUCUCCUUGACCAUGGCUAUCAUCAUUUUCGCCACCGUGAUGUUCUAUGCGGAGAAAGGGUCGACAGCCAGCAAGUUCACCAGCAUCCCGGCAGCUUUCUGGUACACCAUUGUCACCAUGACGACACUGGGAUAUGGCGACAUGGUCCCCAAGACUAUCGUGGGGAAGAUUUUCGGCUCCAUCUGCUCCCUGAGCGGGGUGCUGGUCAUCGCCCUGCCUGUCCCGGUCAUUGUGUCCAACUUCAGCCGCAUCUACCACCAGAGCCAACGCGCUGAGAAACGCCGGGCCCAGAAGAAAACCAGGCUUGCUAGAAUUCGCGCGGCGAAGAGAGGCGGCGCUAGCGCCUAUUUGCAGUACAAACGCAAUGGGCUCCCGAGCGACGCACCGGACGAGGCGUCCAAGGAAGCGGGCCAGGCCCUGGUGUCCAAGGUUAACCCAACCUUCGAGUCCCAGCACCACCACCUGCUGCACUGCCUGGAGAGGACCACGAACCACGAGUUCGUGGAUGAACAGACGUACGAGACCAGCUGCAUGGAGAUGACGCUGGCCAACCAGACGCGGUCGCGCUCCUCCUCCGUCUCCUCCUCCCCGCACGGCCUUUCCUCCUGCUGCUCCCGCCGCAACAAGCGCAAGAGCUUCCACGUUCCCAACUCCACCACGGGCGGGGGACGCCACGGCAGCGUGCAGGAGCUCAGCACCAUCCAGAUCCAGGAGAGACCGCUAUCUAACAGUCGGUCCAGCUUGAACGCCAAACUGGAGGAGACGGCGCAGCUGAACUGCGACCAGCCGUUCAUCACGGCGGCCAUCAUCAGCAUGCCCACCCCGCCCGUGACGACGCCCGAGGGCGACGAGUCCGCCGGCUCGCCCGACUACUCGCAAAGCAACAUCGUUCGGGUGUCGGCGCUAUAGACUGCUCUUCCUCGCCGCGGUCAGAAGGCCUGGAAAGCGACGGACGGGACGGAGGGAGCCCACCCCUACCUUCACCACACGCAACCCCACCCGUGAGCGCCACCUGCUGGACGGUGAGGGGGGGAUUCCGGUUUACGGGAAAGUCUCGCUUUGGCGUGUCCUCCGGCAUUAGGAAGCAUCAUGUGUAACGUUCCAGGCCAACCCCAACUCGUGCACAACACCGUACCACUGACAGCAUGGCUCUCUCUUCGAGGGGGCAGUGCCAUCUGGUGAGCACCGCUAGGCUUUCAGCGUUAAUUCUUACACCCUUAGAGAAAAAUUAUUUUUGCAGCAUUACGUGUCUUUAAAUACGUCGUUUGACUUGGUCGGGGCCAGAGGGAAGGGUGGGGCAGCCGUUUUUUGUAACAGACAGCAGAUUAAUACGUGGAAGAUAUUGCGUAAGACAUUUAGCGUACUUUUCGACAACGUGAUGGGAGUUAACACACACAAAAAAAAAAAGCGUUUUGAUACUACUAGGCGUUCGGUGUUUGUGUACGUGACACAAAGCUCCUCCGUGUGCAUGUCCUGACAGCAGUGUGCGUUAGUCGGUCCGAUGUUCCCAGCUUCCCCCAGCAUGAGCAAUAAGGAUUCCGAAGUUGGCUUCAUUAUCUCUUAGCAGCAGACUCAACCUCACGGAAGUAGUCCCUGAACCACGGACCUUGGGUUCCGUUGGCCUUGUCGCUCUCCGCUAGGACGCGCGGCAGCCGAAAUGGAUCCCGCUUUACCGAUGGGCCGACGCGGACGUCUCCGGCGCCGCUUCGUCACAUUUCAUGUCCGGGCUGUAUCCGUUCUGUUAUUUUUCUUUUAAUUUUUGUCCUCUUUUCCCUCCGUAAGAGUCACCCCCGCGACGCCUGGUUCGAGUGCGUCCGUUUUCUUUUCGAUUCUUUAAAACGCCGUAGCGCCGCCGCUUCGCUCCGAGAUGAAACAUCUCAAAUGUUUCAACGCGACGAAUUUGCGACGCUUUCUCGGUCCGUACCGUGUUUAAUAAGCGCGCGUUCUGCGCGGCACUUUAAAAGCAGGACUCCAAAGGCUGUAGCGCCGGUGGAGGUGUUUCCGGUGGCCGGCAAAUCACCGCAUUAGCGAUGUAACCGUAGACGAAUCUUACUGUAAACUAAUGAACAUACGAACCUGUAAGGAGCUGGCCUUUGCCUCCUCCGGCGUCGGGAUAGCUAAGAAAUAUCAUGCAGCUGCGACGUGCCGGAAAACUACAGUAACGCGGAAAACCUUCAAUGGAUCCGAGCUUUCAUUCCUUAUUUCCUCAAGGAAUUUCGAAAGAUGUUUUAACGGAGCAGGCUUUGAUGAAGGAAGGAGAGCUGUGGUUGGGGCUACAACAGCUUAAAUUGCUGAAAGGCAAAGCUCGGUAACGACGAAGGUGCUUUUACUUCGUUAACCGAGAGGCCGCCGCACUUGCGACAUCUCGGUUGAAACGACGUUAACGUUCUGAGCCGCUCGGGUCCGCGAUCGGCCCGCUUUCGAAAGGCGCUUUCCCUCUUCGCUCAUUUCCGGCGCGGAAUUAAACGAGCGACGUCAACGCCGGGUUAUUUCAGACGCGUCGAUUGGAGAGAAGCCUGUAAAACCGUAUUUAUCGUUUGUCGGUGUCACGCAUUCGUCGAAGCGAUUCCUUCAUUUCCUGCGGAAGUUACAGCGCUGACUGGCCAGCGAUGGACUGCAGAUGACGCACCCCAUUGUGCUCCCUUGACUCUGCUGGAUAACGUCAAGAAACAUUCCCGCAGCUCCCUGGCUCACCUGAAUUAUGCAACAAAGGGUUUUUUUGUAAAGAUUUCCUUUAUAUUAAGAGAAGACAUAUUUAAAUAAGCUGAUGGUUGUGUUUCGGUGAUGAAAUCCAAUUUUUUUGUUUUUUUUUGUUUUUUUUUUAAAAGAAUGUUGACUGUGUUUAGUGCCCACGUGCCGUAAGUUGUUCCGUGUAAUAAAUAUCGAUCUCGGUUAGUUGUUUCUACACAUUUCAGUUGACGUUUGUAGUAUCUCAUUUUAGUUGGCGUUCCGACUCACAGCUUUUUACAGCUCGACGGUUUUAAAGGAGAGUCAUUGGGUAAACUGGUGAAUUGCAUGCGGUCAUCGAGGUACCGGGGUUUUUUUAUCGUGACGGAGAGGAGGAGCCCGGUCUCUGUUUUCCGUCUAUUAGCGGACAGUUUCAGAGACUUUGACAAGGUGUAGUUUGUGUUCAUGAGCCUGUGUGAGUUAACUAAAUUAUGAUAACAAUGAUUAGUUUCAAUUUGUUACAGCUUGUGCUAUGGACAAAAUAUGUAAGAUAUUGAAAAACUACAAGAAAAAAAAAAUCAAAUGCGUUGUUUGGUCCGGUGCAGUGUGUAUGAAUUAAAUAAAUCACUGUUCUAUUAAAAU